AUGAAAAGGAAACAAAGGAGAUACAGGACCACAUUUAAUAAUUAUCAGCUACAAGAACUUGAGAGAGCUUUUAUGCAAACACAUUAUCCUGAUUGCUUUUUCCGGGAAGAACUAGCACUGAGGAUUGAUUUAACAGAAGCAAGAGUUCAAGUAUGGUUUCAAAAUAGACGUGCAAAAUGGAGGAAAAAUGAGAGAAUCGACGAUACUGGUAGUGUAGGAUAUGACCACAAUCACCAUGACGAUAUGGCUUCAUCAACAAAAUCACUUCUUCAAGAUUGUGAGCAGCCCCAAUCUGUACCUCAACAACAGCCUCAAAUGGAUCAUGAAUCAUCUAAACUUCUUAGUCAUUCAACUUCCGAUGAUCGCUUGUCUCCGAAUUUGUUCCUGAAUUUAAAUUUUGAGACAUCAAAUGCUUUAGACACGAAUGUCAAUGCAUUAAAGUUUGAAUGGAGUAAUUUUCCAAAUCUAAUGAAUUCGACAAUAACAUCAGUGCCUUCAAAUCUAUCAAUAUCCCCAGUAUCACACAGCAAUCAUAACAACAAUAUGCAUAGCAAUAAAAAUUCCUUUGUUUCAUCACCUACGUAUGAGUUCUUGAAUGUCGAUCAAUUUAACAUAGAUAACUUUAAAAAUGAAUGCAUCUUAAAUUUGGAUCAUAACUUAUUGAAUUCUGUUAAUGAUGCUUCAUCAUUAAUUUCUAGUCCAAUGGCCCAAUCACAUCGCAGUAUGGAUCUACAUGGAUUCUCUUUAAGUGACACGCUGAGUGAGACUAAGGAGCUUCUUGAUCUUGAAAAGCCUAUCAAUAUUAACAUAAGUGAUAAAUAUUAA
This is a messenger RNA of Chironomus riparius, 825 nucleotides long. The record is from the annotation of a GenBank genome assembly. Lineage: Eukaryota; Metazoa; Arthropoda; Insecta; Diptera; Chironomidae.